GGUAAAAUGGCCGAUGUAACCUUGUUGAUAAAGUGUGCCAACUUUGCCGCUAUUAAACACAAAAAUCAACGUCGAAAGAACUUUGAAAAGACGCCCUAUAUAAAUCAUCCUAUCGGUGUUGCAAAUAUUCUAUCUGAUGAAGCCGAUGUUGCUGAUAUAGAAGUGCUAGCUGCCGCCAUUUUACACGAUACGGUCGAAGAUACCGACACUACAUUUCAAGAGAUUGAGGACAGUUUUGGGGUUGUGAUUCGAAGAAUUGUGGAGGAAUGCUCAGAUGAUAAAUCUUUGCCAAAACAGGAACGGAAAAGGUUACAAAUAGAGCAUGCUCAUAUUUGUAGCCCAAAAGCCAAGCUUGUUAAAUUGGCCGAUAAAAUUUAUAAUUUGCGUGAUUUGAAUAAGGAAGUACCGGAGGGUUGGACGGAUGAAAGGGUCAGUGAAUAUUUUAAGUGGGCUGGCAAAGUGUUUCAAGGACUGAAAGGAACAAGCAAAAAACUUGAUACUUUAUACCUUGAUUUACUCAAAGAAAGGGGUGUUGAUCUUUUGUAACCCAGUCUGCGUAACCUUGUAGUAGUGUAACCCAGUCUUCACUGCCCUCUACCAUACAUACUGUAUCGUCUUUCAGCCACACCAGCACCAUAUCUUUGUAAAAUCUUUACCACAUUUUUUUCAUGAUUGGUCAAGUGUAUAUAAUAAACAUGGGGGUAAGGACUUAGACAUUUGGGGGCCCAGAAUUUUUUUACCAACAUACCGAAAUGACUAUAUUAGAAAUAACGUACAGAGGUAAUGCUCAAACAUGUACAAAUCAACUCAGUCAUGGAAGGAGAGGGUUAAGAGGCAACAUGUGUUCAUUCAAACUCAGUACGGUUUGUAAACGUUUUGGUUUGGGGACCCUCUAAUAUUGGGAAAAUGCCCCUACCCCCUCUUGCUACCCCCUGCUGUAAAAGGCAUCAAUUUAUACAAAUGUAAAAAUUGGAUGGUCUUAAGAUUUUACCUGCUGUUGUAACCCCUAUCUCCCCCUUCCUGUUCCAGUCAGAUUUUGCUCUAGAGCUGUGCCUCAAUUGAGCCAAAUCUUACUGUAAAAUAAACUUUCUCAGGGCACAAUGAGGGAACAUAGACUGGUUUUUAGUGUGAAGUUACUCCUGUUCUUUAAAAGUCAAAGAAGUGUAUUAUUAUUUAAAGUCAAAAUAAUUAAUAAAAACCUUGACAAUAUAACCAGCCAGAUGGGAGAUAUGCCAUAAUUGGAUUGUAAAACUGUAUUUUUUUUUCUUAUUCUUAACUUGUAAAUAAUUAACACUUGAUCAACUUGACUUUAAUUGUAAAUCACAAAGAUGUAGUUCAUCAUUUAUAUUAUAUUGCUA
Rhopilema esculentum is the source of this 1358-nucleotide messenger RNA. RefSeq names its product guanosine-3',5'-bis(diphosphate) 3'-pyrophosphohydrolase MESH1. The record is from RefSeq and is a predicted model, not a curated record. NCBI's taxonomy places the organism in Eukaryota, Metazoa, Cnidaria, Scyphozoa, Rhizostomeae, Rhizostomatidae. Gene Ontology annotation, molecular function: guanosine-3',5'-bis(diphosphate) 3'-diphosphatase activity.